Neurospora hispaniola is the source of this 360-nucleotide messenger RNA. RefSeq lists its product as uncharacterized. The transcript has 3 exons. Lineage: Eukaryota; Fungi; Ascomycota; Sordariomycetes; Sordariales; Sordariaceae. The coding region runs from base 1 to 360 and encodes 119 amino acids. The record is from RefSeq and is a predicted model, not a curated record.
AUGCAGGGCUCAGGCACAUGGAAGAACCACGGCCAUGACCCCGAGGAGGAGUAUGUGAUUGCAGGAUAUGCUGAUACGAUGUUUUUUGGGUACUAUCUUUCCAGUGGAUGCACCGGCGUUAGGACCGGCCUGUGUAUACUAGCGAAGUCAGAGAUGAGGACCUCGAUAACGUCCUCAAACCCACGCCACGACGUCCUGGGAGUCCCCCGGGGGUUCGUCCGAAGAAUAGUAAACGGGCUUAGGAACGGAAUACUUUCCAAGGUAGCAAAGAGAGACGGUGUUGAAGCUUCUCAAAGGACUUGUGUUGGUUUGGUCGUUACCACUGGCCAAUGGUGCCAUUUCAAGAUGCGAAUUAUGUAA